AUGCUCCCCACUGAACUGUGUAACCUCGUCAUCGACCAUUUCCAUGACACCAAGCCAUCCCUCUUAACAUGCUCCCUCGUCCGCCGCGUAUGGGACUCCGAAAGUCAUUUUCAUCUCUUCCACAAGGUCCAGCUCUGUCGCGACACAGCUGAUUCGUUCUUCCAGCUGUUCGAGAGCCCCCAUGCUACCCUCGCUUCAGCCCAUAUACGGGAGCUUGAUGUCGCGCAGAAUUCCGUCACUAAAGGUGGAAGUGUCGCAGGCGAUCUGCUUGAUGGUCGGGCGUUCCAGGGAGUCUUGACUCGAUGUCCUGCAGAUGUCUUUGAGCACGUGCAGAAGUUGUCGGUGACCUGCGUUGGCCGGUGGACACUCACCGAUGCAGAGAAACUGAGUAUUGGACAUCGAUUCAAGAGCGCUGAAGUCUUGUCCUUGCGGGCGAUAUGGUUCCGGGCCAAGGAUUCGGAGGAAGAUCACUCAGACGCCAAGCACACACUAUCAGCCAACUUACAUACCAUCUCGCUCAACGACGUGACCAACCCUCGUAUUAUACGCUUUCUGAUCCCAUGUCUGUCUCUCCGAGUAUUCAAAUGUCACUGUGUAAAUUUUGGUAACUUUGGGCCGAAAGUGGCUAAAGAGUUUGGACGGCUUUUGUUAUCUUCUGGCGAGCGCUUGGAGGAAUUCGGGUUCACCAUCCAGGCUGCAGCGUCCCUUAACGACGGUGUUGACCUUGACAUCGACCUCUCCCGACUUUCCAAUCUUCGGCAGAUCGCACUAUGGAUUGAAGACAACCAGUACCUCAUUCCAUUCCUCAAACGGCUCACCGAGUCCGACUGGUCGAUUGCAACGCUAGAGACGCUGGGCAUCUCCUAUCUCUCCGAGCAUGAUCUGGAUUCGGAAAAGCUCGAUGAGAUCGUCCAGUAUUCCUACUUCUGUGAGCUCAAAGAGAUCGAAAUCUCCGUCAAGGUGUAUUAUGGUCUUGAAUAUAUUGCGAAAAAGCGUGUACGAUACGAGAGGCCCAAUGAUGGAUCCAAAUCCCAUAUUGAGAUGGUGCACAGUAUCACAAGGUUCAUGGAGAAGUUGUCAAGUUGCCAGGCAAGGGGAAUACUACGCCCAGCGGACGACUAUUGGAUUUUUGAUAAUUCAACGUUGUAUGGGCAAGUCGACCGGCAGACGAGGAGAGGGCGGUUUUUGAGGAGGAUUAGUGUUGUCGAUUUCCUGGCCGUUGUUUCUUUUCUGUUCAGCGAGCUCGCAAUUCUAGUACUCCUUCUGGCUGUUAAACAUUUUGAUGUCCUAGUCAAAAGCUUGUUUCUUAUAGUGGUAUAG
Messenger RNA from Guyanagaster necrorhizus, 1320 nucleotides. RefSeq lists its product as uncharacterized. Bases 1 to 1320 code for a protein of 439 amino acids. NCBI's taxonomy places the organism in Eukaryota, Fungi, Basidiomycota, Agaricomycetes, Agaricales, Physalacriaceae. The transcript has 4 exons. The record is from RefSeq and is a predicted model, not a curated record.